CCCUAAUGCAGGAUGCUUCAUGGUCCCUGGUGUCCCCGGGCUACCACGUGUGAGGGCUGCUGCUCUGAGGCCUGGCUUAAGGAGGAUGUCCCAGCCACCCGCCAGCUCCCAUCUGCACCAUGAGUGAUGAGCGGCGGCUGCCUGGCAGUGCGGUGGGCUGGCUGGCAUGUGGAGGCCUCUCCCUGCUGGCCAACGCCUGGGGCAUCCUCAGCGUGGGUGCCAAGCAGAAGAAGUGGAAGCCUCUGGAGUUCCUGCUGUGCAUGCUCGCAGCCACCCACAUGCUCAACGUGGCUGUGCCCAUCGCCACCUACGCGGUGGUGCAGCUGCGGCGCCAGCGCCCCGACUACGAAUGGAACGAGGGCCUCUGCAAGGUCUUUGUCUCCACCUUCUACACCCUCACCCUGGCCACCUGCUUCUCCGUCACCUCCCUCUCCUACCACCGCAUGUGGAUGGUCCGCUGGCCCGUCAACUACCGGCUGAGCAAUGCCAAGAAGCAGGCGGUGCACACGGUCAUGGGCAUCUGGAUGGUGUCCUUCAUCCUGUCGGCCCUGCCGGCCGUUGGCUGGCAUGACACAAGCGAGCGCUUCUACACCCAUGGCUGCCGCUUCAUCGUGGCUGAGAUUGGCCUGGGCUUCGGCGUCUGCUUCCUGCUGCUGGUGGGCGGCAGUGUGGCCAUGGGCGUGGUCUGCACGGCCAUCGCCCUCUUCCAGACACUGGCUGUGCAGGUGGGGCGCCGAGCCGACCGGCGCGCCUUCACUGUGCCCACCAUCGUGGUGGAGGAUGCACAGGGCAAGCGCCGUUCCUCCAUUGACGGCUCCGAGCCCGCCAAAACCUCGCUGCAGAUCACCGGUCUGGUGGCCACCAUCGUCGUCAUCUAUGACUGCCUCAUGGGCUUCCCCGUGCUGGUGGUGAGCUUCAGCAGUCUUCGGGCAGAUGCCUCGGCACCCUGGAUGGCGCUGUGUGUGCUGUGGUGCUCGGUGACCCAGGCCCUGCUGCUGCCCAUCUUCCUCUGGGCCUGCGACCGCUACCGCGCUGACCUUAAGGCUGUCUGGGAGAAAUGUAUGGCCCUCAUGGCCAACAAUGAGGACUCGGAUGAGGGUGAGUAUGGCCUGAGAAUGGUCCCCAGGGAGAGUGGAGCCUGGGUGAGGUCACUGGGGUCAGCAGGAUAACAGCCAUCAGAUCCCCUGUGUUACCCCAAAGGUGCCUGAACCCCUAAGGGACCCAAGCUUGGUGUCCCACGGGGCAUUCCUCUGUCUGGCCUGGCCACCCCAGGGUUCUGGUUAAUCAGAUGUUCUGGUUAACAGAGUAGCUGUGGACUCUAUUACAGACUGAAUGUGUUCCACCAAGUUUCUGACUUUAGGUGUCCCAGUAAUCUGGCCUGGGGCUUCUGAGACCCAGGUGCUGUCUCCCGCCCACCUCCCACAAUAACAAUGUUACCCUUGGCUGAGCCCUUGCCACCUGCAGGCAGUGUCAGCUUCUUGUGUCUGUUUAGCUCCUGCCCCCACAGAGGAGGAAACUGGCUCAGUGUGUGACCUCCCCAGUCCCUCAACUAAAAGGUGGCAGAGUCAAGAUUUGAACAGAA
Messenger RNA from Vicugna pacos (alpaca), 1582 nucleotides. NCBI's taxonomy places the organism in Eukaryota, Metazoa, Chordata, Mammalia, Artiodactyla, Camelidae. The record is from RefSeq and is a predicted model, not a curated record.